GUGCUAUGUCUCUUCCUCCUGGGAUCCCCCCACCCCACCCUGGCCCUGCCCUCCUGCAAGGAGGAGGAGUACCCGUCGGGCAACGGGUGCUGCCCCAAGUGCAGUCCAGGUUUCCACGUGAAGCAGGCCUGCGGGGAGCUGACGGGCACCGUCUGUGUGCCCUGCAUCCUGGGGACAUUCAUUACCCACCACAAUGGCCUGAGCAAGUGUCUGCCGUGCCGCGUGUGUGAUCUCGACAUGGGCCUGGUUGCCAGCCGGAACUGCUCCACGACAGAAAACACUGUGUGUGGCUGCCGCCCGGGCCACUUCUGCGACCUCGAGGAUGAGGGCCAAUGUGCUGUAUGCCGGCCUCAUGCCACCAGCACGCCUGGGCCAGGGACUGUGGGAGGCAGAUGCAGCGGGCCCAUGACUGCAGGAGGUCCUGGACCCUCCGGUGAGCUGCCUGCGUGGCUCAUCACCAUCAUUGCUGUCGUAUCCAUCUUGGCCCCCGUCAUCAUAGUCUAUACACUGUGGAAGAGGAUGGCGUCACAGGGCGACAUGGUCGUGGAGACCACCUCCGUCCAGCAGAAGAGGUGUAAAGCAGAGGACGAGGCCGUGGUCCUGGAGGCCCUGCAGGCCCGGCCGGCC
Carlito syrichta (Philippine tarsier) is the source of this 627-nucleotide messenger RNA. It is a transcript of the gene TNFRSF14, whose product is annotated as TNF receptor superfamily member 14. Gene Ontology annotation, cellular component: external side of plasma membrane. Gene Ontology annotation, molecular function: protein binding. Gene Ontology annotation, biological process: positive regulation of T cell migration; positive regulation of peptidyl-tyrosine phosphorylation; defense response to Gram-negative bacterium. The transcript has 6 exons. The record is from RefSeq and is a predicted model, not a curated record. Lineage: Eukaryota; Metazoa; Chordata; Mammalia; Primates; Tarsiidae. The annotation marks the transcript as partial.